GGGAGCGCUUGCCUGGCUUCCGGUUUCUAUGUGAAAUUGACACACAAUGAGGAGUCGGGGACGACCUCGCCGAAAGCCGCUGUAAAUAAACAGAACGAUCGCGGAAAGCGGAGAGCUAUGGAGAAUCAGUGCACGGUCCAAGUCAAGUUGGAGCUGGGUCACCGUGCCCAGCUGCGGAAGAAGGCCACGUCGGAGGGCUUCACCCAUGACUGGAUGGUGUUUGUUCGAGGCCCAGAGACGGGCGACAUCCAGCACUUUGUGGACAAGGUCAUCUUUAGGCUGCAUGACAGCUUCCCCAAGCCCAAGAGGGUCUGUAAGGAGCCGCCUUACAAAGUGGAGGAGUCGGGGUACGCUGGUUUCCUCAUGCCCAUCGAGGUCUACUUCAAAAACCGGGAGGAGCCCAAGCGGGUGUGUUUCAACUAUGACCUGUUCCUCAACCUGGAGGGUAACCCCCCCGUCAACCACCUGCGCUGCGAGAAGCUCACCUUCAACAACCCUACCCGCGAGUUCCGGCGCAAGCUGGUCAAGGCUGGGGGCGUGAUAGUGGUUCCAGAGGGGGCGGAGUCAGUGUCCCGGCCCAGCCCCGACUACCCCAUGUUACCCACAAUCCCCCUCUCGGCCUUCUCCGACCCCAAAAAAUCUAAGCCCUCCCAUGGGUCAAAGGAGCCCAGCAAGGAGGCCGGCGGGGGGAGCAGUAAAGGCCCCAAGCUUUACAAACCUGCCAAGGAGCAGCGGGAGAGAGCCAGCAAGGCGUCAUCGAAGGGGGAGGGCGAGCGGGAGCGGGAGCGGGAGCGCGAUGGCGGCAGCGGGAAACCCACCCGCGACCCGUCUUACUCUUCAUCCUCAUCCUCUUCGAAGAAGCCCUCAGAUGUCAAGGUGAAGGACGACGGCAAAGUGGCCCCCAAGGCGGCCUUCAAGGAGCCCAAGCUGACGCUGAAGGAGGCCAAGAUGGAGAGCGUGUCCCCAAAGGCCGGGGGCCCCCCAGAGCCCAAGCCGCCAGGCAAGCGCCCCCCCGCCGUGGAGUCGCCCAAGCCCAGCGUGAAGAAGCAGAAGAAGAGCAGCUCCGAGGGGCCCAAGACGGCUCCCAGCUCCUCCCCUCGCAUCUCCACCGCCACCUCCUCCUCGUCCUCCUUGUCGUCCUCCACCCCAGCUGCCGCCACAGCGCCCUCCUCCUACCCAGACAAGAAAACGUCCAAGGAGAAGAGUCGCUGGGUCAAGGUAAAGACGGAGACGCCCAGCCUGAAGGAGUCCAAGAAGUCUCCGGAUUCGGACGAGUCCAACUCCGAGGAUGAGGCCUCCUCCAAGUCAGAGCAGUCCCCCCCCUCCAGCCCCUCCAGCUCCAGUUCCAGCUCCAGCUCCAGCUCCGACUCGGACUUCGAGCCGUCGCAGAAGCAGGGCCAAGGUCCCCUGCGGUCCAUGGUGGAGGACCUGCGGUCAGAGGAGUCGGACGAGGAAGACACCAGCUCUGAGGAGGAGAUGCCAGUGAAGACCAACCCACCGAACCGCGACUCUCGACUGAGCCUGGAGAGCGAGAGUGACAGCAGUGAUGAAUCGCAUCCCCCAAGCCGCGGGCCCCCACCUCCCCCGCCCCCGAAACACGGCUCCUCCAACAACAAGGUAACUGGGAGGAAGAGUCCAGACACCUGCAGCAGACCAGAGAAGAUGCUGAAGAAGGAAUACGACAAGGUAGGAAGGGCUUACACCGAGGAGUUGGUGGACCUCCAUCGCAGACUGAUGGCGUUGCGCGAGAGGAGUGUCCUACAGCAGAUCGUCAAUCUCAUUGAAGAGACGGGACACUUCAACGUCACCAAUACCACCUUUGACUUUGACCUGUUCUCAUUGGACGAAUCGACUGUCCGUAAACUUCAGAGUUACCUGGAGGCCACUGCCACGUGACAGGAAGUUCCUCCCCAGGGAUGGCGCCUCCUCCUCCAUCUCUGAUCUGGAACUCGACGUAGCACUGUUAAAAGUGGGGGAGCGAGACAGAUGGAGGGAGGAACACAGAAGACAGGAAGGACAGAAUGAAGAGAGAAAUUCCAUACUAAGCUGUAAUGAUAAGGCCAGCCUCUGAUGGCCAGUUUGGGAGGGGGCUUGCUGUUUUUAGCUUGACCAGCAGGGGGCGUAUCAUGUGCAUACCGCUAAAUGAGGCUGUGCGUGUGGUACACAAGGGACCUGGUUGCCCGUCCCUUAUGUUGCUCUUCCUUCUUAGGUCUCACAGCACCUCCUGCUGACCUUCCGGGUUAGUCUGCAAUGACUGUGAGAGUGUGUGUGCGUGUGUGUGUGCGUGUGCGUGUGUGUGUGUUACCGAGGGUCAGUGACUAGAUCUGAAGUGACGAUCUGGUGCCAGGUGGACCUGCGACUGCCUCUUUGGCAUCUAUCGCUGUCCACUCUGCUCCACCUGGUGGACAAGAUGAAAACAUCUUCUCUCGGUGGAUGCUGUCUGUCCUGAUCACUCUGUGAGGAGGGUGGGGGGGGGGUGGUGAGGUAGCCCAUAUUCCCGCCCCCACCCUGGAGUUGAGGAAGCCAUAAGAUGCAGUUGCGGUCGCUGAAUCACGACUGUGCGCACUGUGCCCCGCCCCCCGUAAUCUGAUUCUGAUCACAAACUGAGGUUGAUCUCGAGCCGCGGCUGCAUUUCUAUGUUUUGUACGGUUUUUAUUGCUCUGCCACGGCGCCUCGCCCACCUCUCAGUGCCUUCUCGGCCUCUCUGCCCCCCGUUCUCCAACUGGCUGAUAAUCAGUCUUCUGUUGCCUGGUACUCAGUAGUAUCUUCCCUCUUUAAUCAUCGCAGCGCUUGUGAAAUGUUACGGAGUAUCGGGGCCGUCUAUUGCUCUGCCUGUCUGGCUACAGUCAUGAUGGUUGUUGGGUCAGGACCAGGGGGGGUCCUGUGUGUGGGAUUGUUUAGACCCACUUCUGACCUUGCCCUGCCCCUUCCUAGCAGUCCGUUUUGGCCUCUAUGCUUGUAGCUUUAAAGAUGAUCCCUUUGGUCUGUCAGCCAAUGGGGAGGCCCGUCUCUGUGCUGUUCCGCUGCAGCUUUCAGCAUUCAGGCCGCACGUCGUGAAUGGAUACAGCCGCCCAGAGUGGAACCCAUCACGGUGCCCGAACUCACCCCUGUGUGCAUUAGUCUGUAUACAAGAACGUCAUAACUUAACUGUGUGUGUGUGUGUGUGUGUGUGCACGAAAGUCUGUGGGUUCGAGAGUUGCCAUAAAGGAUUGUGAAAGCAGACGCUUUCGUGUCCACGCUAGCAUGUGUACCCUCUGGGGUCCGAGGUCAUGGACUAUGACCUUUGACCUGAUCCCUUGUAUUAUGACCUGGAGUUUGGGCAGGAGAGGCAGCCCUACCGGACAGAGGCCCUCGGCUCUGUCAUCUUAUUUAUAUACCUCUGCACUUUGGGCUGUUUGGUGACUCUAUCUGUACUUUAUCUGUAAUUGUAAUUAAUAUGAGCUAUUUUUAAGAAUUUUAUACAAUAUUUACAUGCAGAAUAGUAUUACUUUUUGCCAAUCUUUAAUUUUUUAUUUAAUUGUGUAUUUUUAUCUUCAUCAUACACGGAAAAGCAGCACUGAGGUGUGACGUGGCGUUCAAGGCCUGCUCUCCUGUUGCUCACAUUACGCUUAAUUCUCGUUUAACUCUCAUCACACUACGGAGCAGCUAGCUUGAGUUUGUGUGCGUCCGCUUACCUGGUUACCAUGGUAAAGGAACAGUUAAUCAGAGCAAUUAAUACUGUUGUAUGUGACCCCCCCCCAAUCCAGUGUUGUGUGUGUUUGUCCUUUACAUGUGCAAGUAUGCCCCCACUUGGGCGGAGGUGGAACAGUCUGUAUUCUGUGAAACACGGCUGCACAAACCUGCUGCCCUUUGGAUUUUAUUGUUGUUACUUUUUGUUUUAAUUAUUGUGCUUCUUGUGAUCAUUCCCAACAAUCCCUGUAACACAGGAGUCUGGGAUUGGGGGAAUAGGGCCUUUCAGUUUGAAAUAUAUUUUCUAUUAUAUUUAUAUAUAUAUAAGAGGAGAUGAAUGGAGGUGAGAGUAUAUACCGUGUGUAUUUAUGUAUGAUGGGGGCAGCGGUGACUCAGCUGCUCCUGGACCUCGUGGCACUGCCAGUGUUGUCCACACAAAGCCCACUGCUGUUGCCAGGAGGCUGUCUGCUGGGGGGGUGUGUGUGUGUGUGUGUGUGGUGGGGGGGGGGGCACGGGGUGUGAAAUGGGAGUUCAGUUUCUAUGAUUUUUUUUUUUGUAAAUGUGGGUGUCUUCACAGCAAGUGGAACAGCGAGUGCAGAAUUCUUUUUUGCCGUUGUGACUUUUGGUAUUAACUUGGCAUGCGACGCCACCGUGUGGCCAAACGAUGCAAGUUGUAACAAGAACCUUAAUUUUAUUUUAAUUUUAUUUUUUAAUCAUAUUAUUGUUUUUUAUUAUUAUUAUUAUUAAUAAUAAUAAUAAAGUCAUUGAGUACUU
Messenger RNA from Paramormyrops kingsleyae, 4443 nucleotides. RefSeq names its product protein ENL-like. Gene Ontology annotation, molecular function: chromatin binding. Gene Ontology annotation, cellular component: transcription elongation factor complex. The record is from RefSeq and is a predicted model, not a curated record. Gene Ontology annotation, biological process: positive regulation of DNA-templated transcription. NCBI's taxonomy places the organism in Eukaryota, Metazoa, Chordata, Actinopteri, Osteoglossiformes, Mormyridae.